Messenger RNA from Lymnaea stagnalis (great pond snail), 13259 nucleotides. Lineage: Eukaryota; Metazoa; Mollusca; Gastropoda; Lymnaeidae. The record is from the annotation of a GenBank genome assembly.
AUACGAGAGUUGGAGUUACCCCGUGACAAAGAUCAUGUGACUUUGGUCAAGAUGGCGAAUCAUUGCUGUGAUGUUCGUCUUUUCAAUAUUAUAGUGUUAGGGGUCUCUUUUAUGUUAAUAUUUACAGCCUUUCAAACAUGUUCUAUGGUGGAGGUGAGCAGUAGAAAAUAAAAAUUUAAAUAUUGAUCUAUUUUAGCAAUGUCUCAAUUUACAGUUUUCUAUUUUUGUUUAGUGGAAUUUUGAGUCUUAUUUUAAAGUUUUAAUUUUAAUUUAGUUCAUCAUUUACUUAAUUUACUCAUUUACUAAAACAAUUUAAUUAGUGAGUGAUUGACUUCGACUUCUUACUAAAUUUACCUAAGACUAACUUCCUAAGUAAAUUCUUUCUUAAAUUUUAAAUUUAAUCUUAUCCUGUUCCGUAACUAAAAACUAUAAUAAAAUAAUAAACUCAAGUUCACUUAGACUAACUUGUUUCAACUUUAAAUUUCCUUAAUUUACAAAAGUUUCAAAAGUAGUAAAAAAGAGCUAGGGGUACUAGUGAAGUAAAGUAGGGCUCGCUAAACGAAAAUUCUAAACUGAGUAAUAGUAUUAUAAUAUUAGUAAUUGUCAAUUCAGGAUCAAUUAAUUUUAAUCAAAUUAAUAAAUACAUUUUAGGCUAUGCUCAUGGCCAUGGCUAUUCAUUAGGCCUAUUGGCUAUCGAUGGUAGUAAACAGCUUCGGUUUCUAGGACUUAGGAGCUAUUGGGACUAUUACUAUUGAAUUAUCUAUUGGUACCCUACUUAACUACUACUACCAGUAGCUUCUAGGCGGCUAUUGUAGUUUACUAUCAAAAACUACUAAUUGGUUAUAGAUUGAUGUAGGGCAGUAUUAGCAUUGGAAGUCACAAUUUUCUAAAUAACAUCACUGAAAUCAAUCUUAAGUAGGCAUGUUAAAUUCCAAUUUUUUGCAUCACCGAUACAAUGAGAAUAAAAAUAUGUUGCCAAAAUACGUGUGAUGAUAUUUUAGACAGGUCGUGGUGCACUUCAAUUUAUUUUUUCUGGUAGGGUACGUUGCUGCAUCCAUGUACUGGCAUAUGUGCAACAGUUGGGGAAGCAAUGCAGGUAUCCUAAUGGAUGCCAGGGCAGCCUUGAAACUCUCUGUUGAUGUCAGCUCUAUGGCGGCAACGUCCAGGUGGUUCCAAGCAAUUAUUGUUCGUGGGAAGAAUGAUGGUUUAUAUUGAACUGUGUUACACCAAGGCACAGUGAAGCAUUUACUAUCGUUCCGGAUGUAAUUGCUCAUGGAUUUGUCAGUGGUGAAGUCAGUGCUUAUUGAGCGUUUGGCUCUGAUUAAGCGACCUGGCUUCUGUGGGGUGAGAUACGUGUUAGCUGGAAUGGUCGGCACUAGCCCUGUGACCACUUUAUAUAGGAAUGUUAGGCGGAACUUUUCUCGUCUGUCUUUGAGGGAAGGGAUUUCAAAUCUUUUUAAGAGAUCAGUGACGAAACCAGGAAUUAUGGAUUUGUAGUCACUCGCGAUGAAGCACACUUUGUUACGUUGUAUUUGCUCCAUUAUGUCCACGUCUUGUUUUAGGUAUGGGACCCAGAUGAUCGCACCAUAUUCUAGUAGUGGAUGGACGAGUGCGAGAUAGGCAUUUCUCUUGCAGGAUGUUGGGCAGUGGCGCAGAUUUCUUUGAAUGAAACCAAGUGUCGAGUUAGCUUUUUAAAAAAUUUUGUUUAUAUGAGGUGGUCUAGUCUGAUAAAUUUUCUCUUAAUCGUAUUUUCUAGACAUAACACACUUAUUUUUCUUUGUUUGUAUAUAUUUAAUGUAUUGCAGCUUAUAUUUUUAUCAGAUUCUGUGCCGUUAAAAACAUUGAUUCUGCAUACCAUUGAAAAAAAAAUAGUAAAUAGCGAUUCUUAGACAUUAAAUUAAUUUGUGUUAUAGGUACUUCACUAAAAAUUUCAAAGUUGUUAUGCAAUAAUGAAACUUAUAUCAUUAGAAAGGACUCAGUAUUUCCUUUCCCUUGAUACCAAGUUUAUUUUUCUAUCAUAAUUAGAAAAUGAAUCUUAUUUUUAGUGUCAGAAUUUAGCCUUAUAUAGCUUUAGUUUAUAGUAAAUAAUUUCCAAAAUUCUGAGAUUGAAAAAAGACAUCUUUGACAAUCAAAAUGCAAUAACUUUUUUUUGUCAGCAAUGUUAAAGCGCUGAAAAUUUCAGCAACAGAGAGUGAUAACAUUUAUUUUUAAAAUAUAGCUUUUUUGUCCAUUAAAGAUACAUUUUCUUUCAUAGAAAGAUGAUGGUCAAAAGUAAUGUGUUGGCCGAGUCCCUGGCUCUCUUGAUCAAAUUUGUAACAGUUAUAGAUACCAUUGGUAAUGAUUCAGUUUACGACAUAGAUGAAUGGAGUCCUGAGUGUAGAUACCAUUGGUAAUGAACAGUUUACUAAAAAUGGUUUACUUUGUGUCAAUACUGUUGAUUCCACCUAUCAUGAUGAUAAAUAGGAGUUCUGAGAGUAUAAAUUGCCAAAUAAAUUCAUUUGAUGCUGAAAAAUAACAAUAGCUGUUAAGAUUAUGCUCUGGUGGUCCAUAUUGUGGUGGAUUGUCCAGUUCAACAUUCAGUCACACCUGAUAGGUUUUUGUUAAAACAGGAAAGACAACCAAGCUAAAAACGUCUUAACUACUUUAUUUUAGCCAACUUAGCUUAAUGGAUUGGGAUUAACUUUGAAAUUGUCAAUUUACCAUUUCCUCUUGUAUGUUAGCCCUUUUAGCUUGUCACACACACACACCCACACGCACAUACAUCAUCGGAUGGAACAAAUAAAUUGUAACAUUUUUGUAUAUUCACCGUAAGCGGCUCUUGAUAACAAUUCAUAUGCAAAAAAUUAAUAUUCUGUAAUCUUAAUAUUACAAAGUGUGUAAUCCAGCUAUUCUAUAGAAUGCCUGGGCAAAGUAUAUAAUGGCUUAUGUAUUUCACACUUUGACCAGAAUUUCUGUAGAAUGGCUGGAUUACAUACUUUGCCUGUAAAAUAUAAAUAUAUGAAAAAAUCUAAUAAUUUUUUGUUGUGAUGUACUUCUAGAAUACAUCAAUCAUUAUUAUAACAAAAAUUUAAUUUAAGCUUGCUUGGACCUACUAUAACUAGUACUUGGCCUACAAUAUAGAAAAAAAUAGUUACAGUAGGUUAAUAGUAAAUAGCCAUUUAUGAGCAUGAUAGGGAUGGAUGUCAGUGAAUUAAUUAAUUGAAUAAGCCUAGGGAUCCCAAAUUAAAAACAAUAAUUUUAAAAAAUAAUAACGGAAAUGUUACCACGCCUUAAAUUAUUUUUUUUCCACAGUAAUUUACCUUUGACUAUGACAAGAUAAUGAUAAAUCAAAAUGUAUGUCACAAAUGAAUGAUUUGAAUAAACAUAGGGUUCCCAAUAUAAAUAUUACCACUGCCCUAGUUGUUUUUUCCCACAAAAAAAUUUCCCUUUGCCUUAUUGACAUUUCAUUUUUGAAAAUAUUGGACAAGUAAGUCAUGUAGCUGUGAACAGUGUUUGCGGAGGAUUUGUCAUAUAUUAUACGAUGACAGCAAGACGUCAAGCAAUAAUGAAUAUCGCAUUGCUGGCCGACAGACAUGACUAUGACAAUCUGACAUCUGGUAGAAGACCGGAGGCUUUAAUCACUUUAUGCAAAAACUGAAACUACACCAAAAGUGAUCAAAUGGUAACUUUCGGCGCCGAAGCUGAAAUUCGGUCGGUCUCUAAUGCACAAUUUGGAAGUCGAGCCCUGGGAUAAAAAGUGUGGGAACUCAACCCAUACCUUCUCCCCCCGAAAUAAACAUGUACAUUUUUUAGCCAAAAAAGAAGUGGAGGAACACUGUUCCCAUGCGUUCCUACAGGACUUUAACCCUGUGCAAAAUCAAAAUACAAGUACUUUGUGCAGGCCUGUGUAACUCAAAAUGUAACAUGGGCCUUAAUACUUUAUGGAAAACUUGUGCUGGCCAAAAGAUAUUAGGACAGGAGGGAAAGCUAUUAAGAAAAUAAUAAUAAUAUAGAAUAUUUUGUUACUUUGCUGGUCGCUUGUUGUGCAGGCCUGACUUAUUGCAUAACCUUGGAGGUAUUAAACAUCAGUUCACACUAUCAAAUUCAGUUCAAAUUUGCAUCAAAUUUUUGUAUGUGCGUAGCUUCUUUUUUGGACAAAAAUGAGAAUUUGAUCAAAUGGUAAUUUGAAAGUUGUGAUAUUGUUUCAUACAAAAAUCGCAUCAAAUAUAUGAACGAAAAUUUGAAAGGAAUUUGAUUGUGUGAACUGAACCUAAGUGAAUUUUACAAAAAAAUUACUAGUUAUAAAUGAAGUAUAACUUUAAUUUUACAAGUACAUAUUGAGACAAUAAGAGUGACUAUUUGACUGACCAGUAUUAUUAUUGUUAUCAAGUGUACUGAUUGAACUAGUGACCCACAUUAACCUGAUUAUUGUUGUUGUGUUGACUACUUGACAUGGUGAGUUGUUUUCAUGAUUGUCUAAGCUUAAAUGUGUCAAUAUUGGCUGGAUAACUGGAUUUAGUGGUCAUGGGAUGUUGGGUAUGAAAAGAAUUUUGGAAGGAGAAUUAAGUUAGUUGCUAUAUAGACCACAUCUUUGAGUGUUCAUAUCUUCUUCUAUAUUUUGAGGGCCCAUGAUCAAUGUAUUGAUCAUUCUGGCUCCUAUAAUACCUAUUAUUAUACUGUUACAUAGGUCAGACCCAGGACCAUGGUUUGCUGCGUGUACCGCUGCUGUAUACACAGGCCAAAACCAAUGGUUUCACUAGAUAUACCACCAUGGCUAAAUCUCUCUUCCAUCUGUUCCUUUCUCAUAUAAAGUUUAAGAGCCCGUUAUGUCAUACGCAAUUGAGUAUUUAUAGGUCUUUUGAAAUCACUUUGAGAAAUAAUAUGGUAAAAAAAAACAACUUGAUCCUAUAAUGUCCUACAACUAAAAGUGGUAAUCCAUUUAACUGUUUUCUUUUUCUUUCAAUCCUCAGAAAACUGUUUUGGACAGUGCAGCAAAUUUUACUGGCAGCGGUUAUACCAGGUUAAAUUUAAUGUUUACUUUUUGCAUAUUCAAAUCAAAUCUGAUCUAAUUUAAUUUUGCUUCUAAAAUAUUUCUGAAGACACUGUCAUGCAUUAUUCUUUAUUGAAUGGUCAUUAUGAAGCGUACUUCUCUUAACAUACAUUUUUACUUCCAAGCAAUUAGGUCAAGAAGAAAUAUCUUUGUCUAAAGUCACACAUUUCUUAUUACAGUUUAGGUAUUCUAUAUGGAGUAUUUUCUGUAUCUAACUGGGCUGCACCAUCUAUAGUAACAUUUGCUGGGCCAAGGGUGUCCAUGAUUAUGGGAUCACUCCUGUACUUGUAAGUUUUUUUUAAAUUUGUAUAAGCAUUAUUUCAUUUUAAUUUAAAACUAACUUACCCAUUAUUUUGGGGGGAAAAUCUACUUAAAAUUUUUUUAUGUUUCUUUCUGCUUUGCAAUGUCUGAGUAGUCAGGGAUUUUAAUCAUUACAUGAAUUAGUUUCAAACAUUUAUACUUUAUGACUUACAGUGAGAUUUUCUCUCUUCUUUUUACUUUUGCAUCCUAUCAACAGCUUAUUUGUCCUGUCUUUCCUUAAGCCUAUGGUGUGGGCUCUUUACCUUGGAUCUGUUUUGGUAGGAAUUGGAGCUGCAGGUAUGUUUUUGCAUUGUUUUAUUGUGUUCUGUUUGGGAAGGGAAAGCUUUACAACUUAUGUUUUUUUUAAAGUGCAGUUUAUUGGGAAAAUAGUGAAGGAAAAUGCCACUAUUUUAUCUGUUGCCGCCAUCUUGGUUGACACGUCACGAGGAUGUGGUAUCUGGAAUGAUGUUUAGUGUCUUAAAUCUUAAUUAUUUUUUUUUUUGUCAGCACUUCUCAACUAACAAUUUUUGUAAAUAUACUGUUGAGUUGUUUAUCUAUAGGAUACAAAAAAACAACAACAUUUGAAACAUGUACAGCCCAUUGAUUAAAAAUUUAUUGUUAAAAGUUUUUAAGUCCAAACUGGAAAAGAAAAGUUAAAUAUAAAUAAACAUUUACCCUUCAGCUUCAGAAUGAAGAUUUUAAAAAAUAAAAACAAAUAAUGCAUGCUAAAAUAAUUAUGCAUUAUAUUAUUUUCUAUUAAUAAUAAUAUUUAUACUUUCAGUCUUAUGGACGGCCCAGGGGACUUUUCUUACUAUUAACUCGAAUUCAGAAACUGUGGCCAGGAACAGUGGUAUAUUUUGGGCAUUACUUCAGUGCAGGUACCAUAGGCCUUUCACACAUUUAGCCACUUAAUGAGAGUUGUUUAUCCAAUUAUGAUUUUAUACAUUUUGGGUAUUCAACACAUCUGAAUUUCUGCGACCUGUAAAAUGAAUUUUAUGACAUGUUUGAAAAAUUAAAUUGAUCAUUUUCAUUUUUAGAAAAAUGCUAGUCAAUUAUAGACUUCAGCCUUAAAAGAAUUUCCAAAGUAAUCUAAUCUCGAUACGAGAAAAAGUUGACAGUCAAGGCCAGAUGGUCACUUUUAUGUCAUUUAAUUGCUGAGCACUGUUAUAGUAUAUAUAUAUAAAUAAUUAAAAUACAAAAUAAAAAUUAAUAAUCUAAUAAAAAUGAAGAUCUGAAACAAGUAGUGGACCACCAUAAAUGUUAUCACGUUAUUUGGGACUAUUUUUUUAGCCCCCAUCAUCACAAAUUUUUCACUCAAUUAAGACACCAUAGUGUUACUUCAUCAUAAAUUCAUGACCCCACCCCCUUCCCCCAGAUGCCUGACGUCAUUUAUGGAUGGCUCCUAGGUCUUAAUAGUAAGAGCAGUGAUAAUAAAGUUUUUGUCCCAUCACUGCUCUUUCUAAAUUUAAAAAAAGUUAGAAGGUAAUUUGGAUCUGAAAUGAACAUAUUUUGGACAAUAAAAUGUCAGUGAUAUCCAAGUUAAAAAAAAUUAAUAAAACUGGGAGAUUAACUAAGAGGUUAAGUAGGGUCAAUAGAGCUGGCUUGUGGAAAAUCAUGAAGAAAUACGGAUGCCCAGACAAGUUCACAAACAUCAUUCGUCAGCUGCAUGAUGGUAUGAUGGCCCGAGUACAGGACAACGAUCAAUCAUCUCCAGCAUUCCCCGUCACAAACGGUGUAAAACAGGGUUGUGUUCUUGCUCCCACACUCUUCAGUAUUAUGUAUUCCGCAAUGCUGUCUGAUGCGUUCAAGGACUCCACCUACCCGAACGGUUAGGCCAAAGCAUGACUACCAUCAGUAUUUAACCUUAGGAGGCUUCAAGCUAAAACCAAGGUCAAACAUACCACGAUCAACGAGCUUCUGUUUGCAGACGAUUGUGCCCUUAAUGCUCCAUCAGAAGCCGUCAUGCAACACAGUGUUGAUAUCUUCUCAGAGGCCUGCAAUAACUUUGGCCUCACAAUCAACACAAAGAAGACUGAGGUGAUGUAUCAGCCAGCUCCCAGUAAGCCCUACGUUGAACCCAACAUCAUCAUCAGUGGACAGCGUCUCAACCCGGUGGAUAAAUUUACUUACUUGGGCAGCACCCUCUCUAGAUCUGUCGUCAUGGAUGAUGAAAUGAAUGGCAGACUCGCAAAAGCUAGUGUCCUAUUUGGCAGGCUCCGCAGCACUGUUUGGGACAGGAGAGGUAUCAGUCGAGAAACAAAGCUCAAGGUCUAUAGCGCAGCAGUCCUCUCGACACUGCUUUAUGGAUGUGAAACGUGGACUGUCUACCAGCGUCACGCCAAGAAACUCAAUCAUUUUCACACUACCUGCCUCAGGAAACUCCUCGACAUCAGGUGGCAAGACAACAAAGUCCCUGACACCGAGGUCCUCGCUAGAGCGAAACUACCUAGUAUCUUCACCACUCUGAUGCAGUCUCAGCUCCGUUGGAUGGGACACGUAGCCCUUAUGGCAGACCACCGGCUCCCGAAACAAAUAUUCUUUGGAGAACUCACAAUAGGCAAGCGCUCCCAAGGAGGCCAAAGAAAGCGUUACAAAGACUCACUGAAAGUGGCACUAAAGGCCUUCAGCAUAAACACUACUCAAUGGGUGCAGACAGCCCAGGACAGAGCCAGAUGGAGAGCUGCUGUCAAGAAGGGGCUAAAUCCCAUGAAGCUAAGAGAAUAACCACAGCUGAGACACGCAGGCUUGUCCGAAAGAGCAACAUUAGGUCAUCGUCUGAAGCAACUAUUCCAUGCCCACGGUGUCAUAGAUUAUUCCGUGCAAGGAUCGGUCUAACAAGCCACCUAAGAGCUCACCGUAAUCCCAAUCCCCCCCGCCCGCCCCUAACCGGAUGAUUCGAUGGUCCUUGUCGACUUCGACGGACGAACAACAUAAGUUAACUUGUGCUUUAAAAUAAAACUGUAUUGCAAUCUAUUAGAGAUUCAAACCUUUAUUUGUGAAAAUCAUGUUUUACAUUGAUCAUAAUGUAUAAUUUUACGAUUAAUUCAUUUUAUUGAUUCUACUCAGUUUGCUGUUUGGCAACCUAUACAGCUACUUUAUCUUCCAAGGCCAAACUGUAAUUACAGAUGUAGAGCGCACAAAAUUAUUUAUAGCUCUCAGUGCAGCUGGAUUUGCUGGUUGUUUAUGUUUAUUACUCUUGCGGAAGCCAAGAGUCGAUGAUGCUGACAAUCUCCAUAGCUUGAAUGCCAGGUUUGUACACAUUUCAGCUUUUUACAAAUAUACCUACCCCAUUAAAUUUUUAUCCAUCCUUGAAAUUAAAAGUCUAAAAACUGGGCAAAAAUAUUUUUACCCAAUUUAUAGUAUAGUCUAAAUCUUAACUUAUGCUAUUGUCUAAUAAAAUUAUAUAUUUUAAUUUCAAAAUGUAUAGUUUUUUAAUUCUUUGAUGGAUUUUUAUGUAUAUUCUCAAGAGGUGAACUUGGGGUAAUAUUUAGUGAAAUGUUUGCAUAUAGUAUAGUUUCAUUCGACAUGUUCAUCAUCGAAUGACCUGCAUUAUUUACAUAAAAACUCUUACUACAAUUGUGUUUCAGUGCAGUGCAGUGUCCACUUUCACCUGUUGCAUCCCUAAGUAAGUUAUCUAGAUUUUUUACAACAUGUUUUACUUCACUCUCUUCAUCUAUAAGUAAGUUAUCUAGAUGUUUUACUACAUGUUUUACUUCAUACGCUUCUUCUGUAAGUAAGUUAUCUAGAUGUUUUACAAUAUGUUUUACUUCACCCUCUUCAUCUAUAAGUAAUUUAUCUAGAUCUUUUACUUCAUUCGCUUCUUCUAUAAGUAAGUUAUCCAGAUGUUUUACUGCAUGUUUUACUUCAUUCUCUUAAUCUAUGAGUAAGUGAUUAAAAAAAAAAUUGCCAACUAAGUAUACUGUAAAAAAACAAUCACACCCCCCCCCCCCACACCUGAUUGGAAUUAUUAAUUUCCUUCCCACAUUCAUUUUUAUCAUUUCAAUUUUGUUCUUAGUAUAAAAAAAAAAAAAAUUCCCACCCAAAAUUACUGUAAAAAACAAACCACCCCCCCCCCCCCCCACACCUGAUUGGAAUUAUUAAUUUCCUUCCCACAUUCAUUUUUAUCAUUUCAAUUUUGUUCUUAGUACAUCCUCGCUAUUGAUGCAAAUUUAAGUUCAGCUGGUUGUUUCUGGUGCAACAUGAGAGGAAUUUAUUGAUAAAAAAAUAAAUAUUUUCAUCGCACCAAUAUUAAUGAAAGAUGACUCUGUUUACUUGCUAUUUGUUAGACCAUAAAGCUAGCAGAUGACACAUUCAGGAAAUAAAUCUAAGGGAUUACAAUCUUGGAUGUUUUAAAAACCUAUUAACAUUUCACAGACAAGUGUUUUCCUUCACUGAAUUAUCCUUUUUUUUUCCAGAACGUUCAUUUCAGCUUCUUAAGACAAAUGAAAUGCUCUUGCUAUCCCUAGCAUUUGCAUACACAGGUAAGCAAAUAAAAUGAAACUGUAUUAGAUUUGUUGCAGUAAACAGAAUAGGAAGUUUUAGCAUUUAGCACAUCUUCCUUCUCUUCCAAUUUUUGAAAUACCCCCUUCCAAUGACCUGAAACAAAUUCAUAGAUGUAAUAUUUUAUAAAAUAUUUCAGAAGUUCACUUAAUUAGUGUUCUCAAUAGUUGGGGGUAUGUGAAAGGGCUUUGCAGACUUUUGGAGGCACCCUGCCACCUUUUGUAGGCACCCCGCCACCUUUUGGAUUGGUUUUGUGUCCCCCUGCAGUCAAAUUUGCUUGUUAAAUUGUUUUCCCACACCACAACUUUGGACCUCUAAAUCAUCCCAGUUUAAAUUGUUCACAUCACAGUUUUGGGUCCCUAAAUUAUCCAAAACCCUGGAGCUGCAGGGCCCAUGUGAUGGCUCUGGGUAUGUGCACUACAUUACAUUGUGUCUAAAUUAUUCAAUUGGUAAAAAAUUACAAGCAUAUAGUUCUUAGAAUAAUUAUAUUGCUCUAUGAAUUUAAAAUAGUUAAGGUAAAAGUUUUUAACAAAAAUGGAAUUCACUCUGAAUCUGUUUUUUUUUGUUUUUUUUGUUUUUUAAAAUAUUUUUGUAACAUUUUAAAACUGAAAAUACUUUUUUAAUGUUGGUUUAAAUAUUGACUUUCUACAUAUUUUAUCCACAAUAAACUGAAAAAUAUGUUAAUAUCUAUUUGUUUCAUUUUUCAGACAAUUUAGUAAAAUGAUUUAUCUACUAAAUUUAGUGCACACAUUUUUUCCUCAGGUGUUGAGCUGACAUUCUUUAGCGGCGUUUAUGGAGCCAGUAUUUCUCAUAAUCAACAUUUUGGAAGCAGUGCCAAUGGCUUGCUGGGAAUAUCAGGCAUAUUCAUAGGUGUCGGGGAGAUUUUUGGUAAGUGGUAAUAGAGAUAAAAUAUUGUUCAUAUAAACAUAUCUGGUCAGUUAAGUUGUAUCUCUGUGAUAAUUUUUUUUUCCCCCUCCUUCUGUCAAAGUAGUAUUUCUUUUUGACAUAUUUUACUCUCUUCUAUCUUCUUUCUUUUUGCACUUUUGACAUAUUAGUCAAAUCAAAACACUUAUUUAAAUAAUUGCACAAAUUCAAUUUGAUUGAAUUAUAACAUCAAUGUUGCUUCUUCUUCUUCUCAAUUAAAUUGGUUAAGUAUCAAAAGAAAAAUUUAAAUCUAAAUAUUUUGCUUGGAGUUUUUAUGCAUAUUUUUUAUUUCAUAAUUGCGUUUUAAUCAUUAUCUUUAAAAAUAGUUGAAUGUUUAAAAACACAAAAAAUCAGUGCUUGCUUUUUGUGACUUAAUCAAUGAUUGUUUUUAAUGUAUUUCUGGAACAAAACAAGGAACUCUCCUCAUAGUUAUAAUUCUACUUUAUAUGCUUUUUUUUUGCAGGUGGUGCCUUAUUUGGCCUGUUGGGUACAAAAACUAAUGCACAUGGCCGUGACCUCAUUGUAAUGUUAGGUUAUAUUGUACACAUGGUGGCAUUUUAUAUAAUCUUCCUUAACCUCCCAGAGAAAUCACCAAUUGAUCCAACCAAUUCUGCUACAUACAUUACGUCCAAGUAAGAAUUUUAUUUGAUUAGUUAGAAAACUCUCACAAUUUGACCCACACUAAAUAUCUUUGAAGACAGCUAAAGAUUGUCAAAAUAAUUUGCAAUACAACCCCUCUCGCAUAUUCUCCCGACCACCACAAUAAAUUUAUUUGAUUUUUAUUAAGAUUAGUCUAAUUCAGGGUAGAGUGUGCACUCAAGAUAUUCUUGUCAUAGGAUAGUGUUUUUAAACACAAGAUCUUCCUUGCACAUGCCAUGGACCUUAUAACACAAAUAAGAUUAAAACUGCCUGGGAAAAAAGCUAAACAUUUAUCAGGUCUUCCAAAGAGACUUGGUGCAGAGCAACUAAGAAGUAUCUGCAGAAUAGAAACCUGCCUCUGUAAAAGCUUCCGCAGGACUGUAAAACUUUCCAAUGGAAAGUAAAAGCUUCCCCAGGACUGUAAAAGUUUCCACAGAAAAGUAAAAGCUUCUCCAGGACUUUAAAUAAAAGUUUCCGCAGGACUGUAAAAGCUUCCGCAGGACCGUAUAAGCUUCCACAGGACCGUAAAAGCUUCCGCAGAACUGUAAAAGCUUCCGCAGGACUGUAAAAGCUUCCGCAGGACUGUAAAAGCUUCCACAGGACUGUAAAAGCUUCCACAGGACUUUAAAAGAUUCUUCAGGACCGUAAAAGCUUCCGCAGGACUGUAAAAGCUUCCACAGGACUAUAAAAGCUUCUAUAGGACUGUAGCUUCAUAAGGAGCAAACAGAAGUGGCACUCCUUAGUUAUUGCCCCCAAAGCAACAGUUAAUGCAUAAAGAUUAAACUAAUGUUUACUUAUUUGUACAAAUUAUCAUAAAUGCAACCCAGUGCAGCAUUUUUAACAAUUCUUAAUUUAUAAGGUAACAUUAAUUUAAAUAUUCUUUGGACAUUUUUUGGCAAACUUUGUUGUUACCCCCAUGUAAAGUGCUUUAAAUGUAGAAUAAAAGUCAUUUGUUCAUCAAUUUAUUUCUGCAGCACCUAUUUAGCCAUUUUGUGCAGCUUUCUGUUGGGGUUUGGAGAUAGCAGCUUUAACACGCAGGUACAUAUAUAACAACAGGGAUAGGGACAUGGCGCAAAUGUAAAAUUAUACUAUUUCAGUCUAAAGACUCCUCUGUGUAAUUCAAUUGAUCCAAGAUGUAGGUUAUAAAUUAAUGUAAUUCUAAAAUCUCUUGUUGAUUUAUUUUUCUUUCAGCUCUAUUCUAUUUUGGGUUUCAUGUAUCCAGAAGACAGUUCACCAGCUUUUGCACUUUUUAAAUUUGUACAGGUACGUAAACUGGUUUACUACCAUAAGCCGGUGGGAGCGGCUAGGCUUUUCUUUCGUUAUGGCCACGAGACGCUGGUAGCGCAAAUGUUUUUAUUGUAGUAAAUGUGACCUAGAUUUAAUUUGGCCACAGCUGGUUUUUCAGUCUGGUAGCUAAUCAGUUUAGAAAACAAAUCUAGAGCCUUGUCACAAUUGCAUAGAAGGGUACAAUUGUUUAACUGUAGUAAAAUUGUGAAGAGAUAGUAUAAUAGGGCAAAGAUGUUACCAAAGAGUGAGAAUUUGCUGGGUAGUCUUUCCUCAAUUUAUUAAAUUAUAAAUAAUUAUUUUAUUUGAAACUUAGACGAAAUCAGCGUUAUAGCUAGGCACUGGUUUAUUGUAAGCAUUGUAUUUUUGUUUUGUUUACACUACCGUUAAUGAUUCUCAUUCUUGUCAUCGUCAUCCUCGCCAGUCAAUAGCAGCAGCCAUCGCUUUCUACUACAGCAAUGUCUUGUUGCUGCAAUGGCAGCUGCUAAUUCUUGUUAUACUUGGGACAACUGGAGUAUUGGGCUUUAACCUGGUCGAGUGGAGCAGCACAAAAGCAUCAAGAAAAGGGUAUCAGAUGAUCUGA